AUGCCCACCCACAAGCCUAGGGACCCUAGCGCGUGCGCAAGGGCAUCGGAUUUGCGCGGCACCCUGCCGCCAUCAGCCAUUCUGGAUGCAGGAGCACCCCAGCUACCUGCCACGCAGAUUAUCAUCACGCUGCUAUGUGCCAUUAUUCCAGUAGCGUACUGGUGGUAUGUCAUUGUGCCUUACAAGCGACGCGAGCUGGCCUCCAGCAAACGUAAGGGCGAUGUAAAAGAGUACCUUGAAGAUCUGGCUGCAACUCCCUCUGGUGAUCGCCAAGCAGAGAAGUGGUUCUACGACAAGUAUCUGCGUGAGGCGAAGCUUGUAGAGGGAACUGAAGCUGCUGGGCUUCCAAAGGUAGUUCAAGCAGUUGAAAGUGAACUGCAGCAACAGCUCCCCGGAGGGGGAUUCUGGAGCUUUGAUAAUCCCAUUUUUGUCUGUCUGGUUAUGCUGGCAAUUUUCUGCACGGUUCAAGUGGCAACCCACAGUUCGCAGCUUUAG
Molecule: messenger RNA, 495 nt
Organism: Symbiodinium pilosum
Lineage: Eukaryota; Dinophyceae; Suessiales; Symbiodiniaceae
Source: the annotation of a GenBank genome assembly